UGUCAUUGGCGGCUCCCAAGAUGGCGUCCAUCAUGGAAGGGCCGCUGAGUAAAUGGACUAACGUAAUGAAGGGCUGGCAGUACCGUUGGUUCGUCCUGGACUACAAUGCAGGGCUGCUCUCCUACUACACAUCCAAGGACAAAAUGAUGAGAGGCUCUCGCAGAGGAUGUGUUAGACUCAGAGGAGCUGUGAUUGGUAUAGACGAUGAGGACGACAGCACCUUCACAAUAACUGUUGAUCAGAAAACCUUCCAUUUCCAGGCUCGUGAUGCUGAUGAGCGAGAGAAGUGGAUCCAUGCCUUAGAAGAAACUAUUCUUCGACAUACUCUUCAGCUUCAAAUCAGUACCACACUUGCUUUUUUCCAGUCUUCUGGUAUCUCUCCAGUUCUUGAAUUUUCAAAAAUAAUUGGUUUGGAUUCAGGAUUUGUUCCUAGUGUCCAAGACUUUGAUAAGAAACUUACAGAGGCUGAUGCUUACCUACAAAUCUUGAUAGAACAGUUAAAGCUUUUUGAUGACAAACUUCAAAACUGCAAAGAUGAUGAACAAAGGAAGAAAAUUGAAACUCUCAAAGAGACAACAAAUAGCAUGGUAGAAUCAAUUAAACACUGCAUUGUGUUGCUGCAGAUCGCUAAAGACCAGUAUAAUGCGGAGAAGCACGCAGAUGGAAUUAUAAGUACUAUUAAUCCUGUAGAUGCAAUAUAUCAACCUAGUCCCUUGGAACCUGUGAUCAACACAAUGCCUUCCCAGACUGUCUUACCUCCAGAACCUGCUCAGUUGUGUAAGUCAGAGCAGCGUCCAUCUUCUCUACCAGUUGGCCCUGUAUUAGCUACCUUGGGACAUCAUCAGACUCCAACACCAAACAGUACAGGCAGUGGGCACUCACCACCUAGUAGCAGUCUGACUUCUCCAAGCCAUGUCAACUUGUCUCCAAACACAGUCCCAGAGUUCUCUUAUUCUAGCAGUGAAGAUGAAUUCUAUGACGCGGAUGAAUUCCAUCAGAGUGGCUCAUCCCCAAAGCACUUAAUAGAUUCCUCUGGAUCGGCCUCAGUCUUGACACACAGCAGCUCAGGAAAUAGUCUAAAGCGCCCAGAUACCACGGAAUCACUUAAUUCUUCCAUGUCCAAUGGAACAAGCGAUGCUGACCUUUUCGAUUCACAUGAUGAUAGAGAUGAUGAAGGGGAGGCGGGGUCGGUGGAAGAGCACAAGAGUGUUAUCAUGCAUCUGUUGUCACAGGUUAGGCUUGGAAUGGAUCUUACUAAGGUAGUUCUUCCAACAUUUAUUCUUGAAAGAAGAUCUCUUUUAGAAAUGUAUGCAGACUUUUUUGCACAUCCGGACCUGUUUGUGAGUAUUAGUGACCAAAAGGAUGCUAGAGACCGAAUGGUUCAGGUUGUAAAAUGGUACCUCUCAGCCUUUCACGCAGGAAGGAAAGGAUCGGUUGCCAAAAAGCCAUACAACCCCAUUUUGGGUGAGAUCUUCCAGUGUCACUGGACAUUACCAAAUGAUUCUGAAGAGAAUGCGGAGCUAGUUGCAGAAGGACCAGUUCCCUGGGUUUCCAAGAAUAGCGUAACAUUCGUGGCUGAGCAGGUUUCCCAUCAUCCACCCAUUUCAGCCUUUUAUGCGGAGUGUUUUAACAAGAAGAUACAAUUCAAUGCUCACAUCUGGACCAAAUCAAAAUUCCUUGGGAUGUCAAUUGGGGUGCACAACAUAGGGCAGGGCUGUGUCUCAUGUCUAGACCAUGAUGAACAUUACAUCCUCACAUUCCCCAAUGGUUAUGGAAGGUCUAUCCUCACAGUGCCCUGGGUGGAACUAGGCGGAGAAUGCAAUAUUAAUUGUUCCAAAACUGGCUAUAGUGCAAAUAUCGUCUUCCACACUAAACCUUUUUAUGGGGGCAAGAAGCACAGAAUUACUGCUGAGAUUUUUUCUCCAAAUGACAAGAAGUCUUUCUGCUCAAUUGAAGGGGAAUGGAAUGGUGUAAUGUAUGCAAAAUACUCAACAGGGGAAAAUGUAGUUUUCAUAGAUACCAAGAAGUUGCCUAUAAUCAAGAAGAAAGUGAGGAAAUUGGAAGAUCAGAAUGAAUACGAAUCCCGCUGCCUUUGGAAGGAUGUCACUUUCAACUUAAAAAUCAGAGACAUUGAUGCAGCAACUGAAGCUAAGCAUAGACUUGAAGAAAGACAAAGAGCAGAAGCCCGAGAAAGGAAGGAAAAGGAAAUUCCAUGGGAGACAAGGUUAUUUCAUGAAGAUGGAGAAUGCUGGGUUUAUGAUGAACCAUUACUGAAACGCCUCGGUGCUGCCAAGCAUUAGGUUGGGAAAUGCAGAGUUUGCUCCUGGUGACCAGGGCAGGAGGCAUAAUUAAGUAACAAUCUUCCUUUGGGAGAACCUGUUCACUCCCUUCUUAUUGCAGUGGUUCCUAUCUCAGGGAUACUGGACUUUAUGACACAGAUGAACAAUUAAAGCGAGAAAAGCUUCCCUUUUUCCUGUUCUAUGGCAGUUACAAUGUUGACUUUGGUCUUGAGAAAAACUUCAGGUUUUGAAAACCAGAUAUCUGCUCCUUUUCCAAAUUCCAUGUUAUAAAUCCCACUCUCAAACCCUGCACUCUAGUACUGCUGUUGAGAUAUACAAAGUUUCCUAGUUCAUGUAAUCUUGGGUUCUAUAUAUAUAUAUAAUAAACAUAUAUAUAAUAUAGCCGAUGCCAGAUUUUUCAUAAAUACUCCAUUUACUGUAAAUAUUGGUUCCUCUGAGCUGUUUUAGAAAAUUUAGCGCAGUGUAUUAAAGAUGACGUGUUAGGAAAUUUCAUGGUCUCACCUACAAUAACUUUUAUUUUGGAAUUGAACUGUUAUUAAGUUGUAUCUAACUCUGGACUACAGUUUAAUUAUACUCAGUGCUUCUUAAGGCUUCAUAAAGUAAUUUUUCCAACCUUUUUUUUAAUGUGUUUCUUUUAUUAUUUUUAUAAUUAAACUUGGACCCAAGUAUUUGGCAGCCUUGAAUACAAGAGCUAGUUUUUUACAGGGACUCUUGAAAUAAUGAGGUCCAUCCUUUUCCUUCCUUAUACUCUGUGUUCUGUCUUUAACGCCAACAAUGCUAUUUUCAAGUUUUAAUUGAACUCUCAAAUAGUACACAUAGGGCUACCAACAUUUUAUCCAAAAAUAUUUU
Molecule: messenger RNA, 3149 nt
Organism: Hippopotamus amphibius kiboko
Lineage: Eukaryota; Metazoa; Chordata; Mammalia; Artiodactyla; Hippopotamidae
Gene: OSBPL9
Product: oxysterol binding protein like 9
Exons: 25
Coding region: 21-2300 (759 amino acids)
Cellular component (GO): cytosol; intracellular membrane-bounded organelle; membrane
Molecular function (GO): sterol binding
Source: RefSeq, a predicted model, not a curated record